Molecule: messenger RNA, 1224 nt
Organism: Glarea lozoyensis ATCC 20868
Lineage: Eukaryota; Fungi; Ascomycota; Leotiomycetes; Helotiales; Helotiaceae
Exons: 1
Coding region: 1-1224 (407 amino acids)
Source: RefSeq, a predicted model, not a curated record
AUGCCGCCGAACCAACCUCGACGUCAACCUAAGAAGGCGAAAAAGCCUCGUCCAAGCAAAUCCUCAGAUACUCCAAAGGCAGACGACAAAGUCAGAGUUCAAGACGAUUCUAGCGCCAAUAUUGGCUCUUCUGUGCCAGAAACUCGUCCGCAAGUUUCAGAAGGUUCGAAAGGCCAAGACGCAAAAGGUUUUCUAAGUACUGCAGCCCCCAGCAUAACGGGAGUUAUCGCGCCAGAACAAACCGGAUCUGAAGUCUCCAACGAGAUGUAUAAACCAGGAAAAUCCCCAUUCGCGCCUCCAAACUUUUCCCAACAAUGCCAUUUCACGAAAAUCGGCUACGCGUGUACCCAUUCCGACUGGCAACGAGACCCUAAGAUAACACACACAGGCUCUUGCAGAGCCGCCAGCCACACGUUGCUUUGCAACAACAUGGCGAAAACGGCCAAGAAAGUUUGGAGUGAUGAUGCUUGUCCACAGUGCUGUAACGUAACGGCAACAAGAGCGAGUUCAAGUGUUGCAUCAAGCUCCAACAAAAAAGACGCAAUCAUCAAGAGAAUAUCGGAACUAGAGAACGUCGGCAGUCAGCAAGUUUCAAAGAAUCAAUCUAAUAAGCUUACUGCAGUUGGGUGCCAACAUGGUUUGCAGUCUACCAACAAAAAAGUGGAAGUGAAUGAAAUGGCUACGGUUAGCGACUGGGGUCUCGAGCAAGCUCCUCCAUUUCAAUCUGCCGCUGUACCUACGACAUCAAAAACCUCUGAAGCGGCUAAAUUUCUGGAGAAUUUCACGGACAUACCACUCGAUCUAUUCUUACACCCCCCAAAAUCCGAGACUUCGGAACUAUCAGUGGACAAGCCUCUCGAGAAAAUAUCAGCGGCGAAUACUUCUUCGAAGACCCAGCAAAAAAAUCCAUCUCAGGCACGAUCGUUUGACGCCGAUCCCGACUCUGAGGAAUUCUCAGAUACCGAUUCGGAAGAGUAUCGUAUGGCUAAGGAACGAGAGUACUGGCUGUCGUUGCCGAGUGCUGAGAAUGGUGGCGGACUUACCGACAAGCCUGCUGGGAUCUUUGGCCGAAUUUUUGGAACUUUCACAGGAAAGAAAACUAAGGCUGCCGAAGAGAAGAAAGAUGCAUCAGGCAGUACUGUUGGUAGCAAGUCGGAAAGUGAUGAGGAGUCGUUCAAUACUGCUCGAGAAGAAUGGGUUCAUGUCGCAAAUAAUAGGAAGUGA